UGUUGCGUUCUGUUCAUUCAGUCGCGUUUGUGCAGUGAAAGUGUGAGCAGGAUCGAGCGCGACGCGCAAACGGCAAACGCGAGGGUUACCCCGGCUCCCCCUUUUUCCCUGCGACAUGUUUGUGUUCGGGCACUUAACUGCCUGCUGACACACACAGGAUACCUGCGAAUAGAAGUGAUACUGAGCCCCACACCGGAACUGUCCAAACCUGGUCAAUAAUAUGUACCAGAGCACGCGGUGCAACAGUGUUGUGAUCGCGCCGUUUUCCAGCCCCUGCGCUUAGAAUUUCUAUUCGACUCCUGCUGCGACGCCCGAUGACACAUUGUCCAGUUUGCAAACAAAGCGCGCGCGCUGCACAAAUAUCAGGAUAAUAAAAGUUUUAUUAGUGUUUUACCGUGAUAAACUAGUAAAUAAAAACAUAAAUAUUAUAUUGUUUUCACCGCAAGUUCUACGUUUGUAUCCAUUCCAGUUUCUUAUGUCACUAAAGUUGUGACUUAAGUUGUUUGGUAAUUAAAUAACUACAAAAUUCGCACUAUAUGCUCUGGUGUCAGUUGCGUUUAGGAUGUGGUGGCGUGCGCUGCUGCUCGUCAUAGUGACCGUACUGCUCGUCGGUUCCACGGAAGGUGAUACACUGCAGGUAGGACAGUCGAUGGACUUGAUGAGUCGGUAUGGAUACCUAGGAAUAACAAUGAAAGUGGUCGGGAGAAAUGAAUCCGACGCCGGGUGGAUAUUCAGGGAGCCGACUUAUGAUGUUUUUGCCAAUUUGGAACCGCUCACAGUCCACGAGACACGCAGCGCUAAGAAAAACACAUUCGAUGGCGAAUUUCAUAUGGAAUUCUGUGAUAAUCUCGUGCAAUUAAUGCAGGCGUACUUCAGGGAAUUCUCAUUCGAAGGUUUGGAUAAACCGUGGUUAGCGUUUACUAAUGGUUGGAAUUCCCCGGAGGUAAUCGCGCGGAAUAUGGGUAUAAAUUCAUCCUUCGUGCACAAAGAUUACUGUUAUGUGUUAGUGCGACUAUCCCGAUUUUGGGACACGGUGAAAUUAGCUAGGAUACCAAACAAUGUCAACCUGCUGGAUUCGAUGGCACAAGAAAUCAACAAUAUCUACGUGGAUAAUGUCACCAGUGUGCUGAUGUUCACGAAGAGGGUCGGUACACAUUACAUCAAUUCUUUCGUCACUGGCAACUCAUUAUAUCAGGUGUUCGUCUACCGGAAACCAGUGUAUCUACGAAUUCGCGAACGGUUGAAGACGCGUGGCAUAUCGAAUCUCAGUCCGGUCGAGUUAUCAAACUUUUUCAGUCCGUGGUAUGCGGAUCACAUGGGUCAAAUUAAAGUAGCCAGCGGUAACAAGACAGUUCAGAAUUGGGCGGCGCAAAAAUUGGCCGUUCAUUACUACAUCUUCACUUAUCCCAGCCUGUUGAAAAUUCACGGUGAUCCGAAGCUGUUGAGUGAAUUGAACGGGAUGUUACAAAACGAGGCGCUGCUGCAGUUGGAACUCAAAAGACUGACUCCCGUAUUUAAAGACCCCGUGAAGCGUGAGUGGUUCAACGAGAUACUUAGCAAUUAUCUCAACCUGCUGGAGGUGAACAGCUGAAGGACAUCCAUUGCGGUCGAAUGUGUUUAUUGCUACGUCACGUGAUAUACGUUUGUGAUAAAAUGGUACUUCUAUAACCAGUGAAAAAUGAACGCUCCUGCGUUCGUAUUUAAUAGGCACCUAUAUGUAAUUACUUUUUUUAUAAUUUUAUUAUAAACAUGUCAGAAUUACGAGAAUGCGUUAGUCGAGUAGUGAGUAAGUAAAUUAUGGCGGAUGCGAAGUGUAUAAAGUUGUAGGGUUAAUCAAACUUUUUGAAGAGAGACAUCUGAACGCCCGCUUGAAGAUCUCGAUUCGCUUUCUUACCGUUUACGACUAAUAUUAGCGGUGUCUCGAUGCGAAUUAGACGGAACUUGUAUUCCUGGAAUUUCACCAAACGCACAAACAAUUAAAAUAACCAUAUUUAGAGUAAGAUAUUGGAUCUUACUUCGCUCUUGUACUUAAAAUCGAUAUCUGAUAAGUAGGGUUCAGGAAUGGCGACCGAGUGUCCUAUGAUAACGCCUUUGCCGUCGGCUAAAUUGUAUAUCGUAGCAACAACACAAGUUCCUAUUUUAUCUACCAAACAAAAUGUGCUGUAAAUGAGAGAACCGAAGUGUUAAAAACACGUUGAUUAAUAUAAACAAGCGUAUUUUCUAAAUAUGUAAAAUGCAAAUAAUAAAAAAAUGAUUUACUUUUAUUACUUACAA
Dalotia coriaria is the source of this 2274-nucleotide messenger RNA. It is a transcript of the gene tsl, whose product is annotated as membrane-attack complex domain containing protein torso-like. The transcript has 3 exons. The record is from RefSeq and is a predicted model, not a curated record. Lineage: Eukaryota; Metazoa; Arthropoda; Insecta; Coleoptera; Staphylinidae. The coding region runs from base 563 to 1591 and encodes 342 amino acids.